GGCUGGGCUUAAGCGGCUUAGCUACGUCAGCCUAAGCUGGGAGGAAUUCAUCCAAAGCCCUCCGCGGUAGGCGGGGGCCUAAACGAGGCUGGCCUAGUUAAGCCUGAUUCUUAUUGUGUGCAGCACAGCCUGUUUUUGUUGUGCAACAUAGCUGAGAGGGAACCAAGGAGUAGUGUAUGAAUCCAUGCACACGUUAGACAUAGCUUAUGUUUGAUUUAUAGAAGAAGAGAAGGAGAAAAUGAUACAUGUAUGGGAGUUAGACCAGUGUUAGCUUUUAUCAUCGUGGACCAAGAGAAGCCAGCAGCAGGGACCAAAAAAGACAGGUGGGAAGAGUGAGGGGCCACAGUACCAAUUGUGGUUACUGAAGGGUGACAGCCAUAGGCCUGAAUUGGUCUGUGUGAGUCCGCUAUGCUAUAAGAUGGCGUCCAGCUCUGUGUUUCUGUCCAGUAUGGUGGGUAAAGCUCGCUCCUCCAACUUCACCCUCUCUGAAAAGCUGGACCUGUUGAAGCUGGUCCGUCCUCACAUCCGCAUCCUGGAGGAGCACACCAACAAGCAUGCAGUCAUUGUGGACAAGAACAAGUGCUGGGACACUGUGGCUGAGCAGUACAACGCCUUGGGAGGGGACAGACCCCAUCGCACCGCUCAGGGCCUCAGGACCCUCUACAAGAGGCUGAAGGAGUCAGCCAAGCAGGAAGUGAUGCAGCGGAGACACGCCCAGCCAGAGUACAGAGCAAGCAUCUCCGAGCCAACCAGGAGAAUUAUGGAGAUGAUCCCUCACCUGUUUCACCAUGUGCCCAUCCACGAGAAGGACCAGGCUCUGCGCAGAUUAAUAUACAGCAAACACAACUCUCCCAUCGAACAUCCUGGCAGCAGCUCCUCACUGGCUGGACUCCAGGAUUACUCAGCAGCUGUUCCAAGUAUCCCCCAUGAGGUGGUCCAGCUGGACCCUGAAGAGGAUGUUAAACCACCGCCAGACCUCCCCAUUCACUCUGCGCACACUGGGCCAGGGCUGGACGGAGGCCAGGAGCAGGAGGGGGAGCAGGACUUGGGCAGCGUCCACGAUUACGAAGCAUCCCUGUCUCCCACCCCUUCCUCCAUUAACAUUCCCCUCUCCUCCUCGCCGCUGCCCUUACGCCACGACCUCUACCCCAACGACAUCUACCCUCACCACGAGCCUGAACGGUUUCGACCUCUGCACCUGGCCAAAGAGGAGCAUGAGUUGGUGUUAGCCAAUCACAGGAAGGUUGCCAUGUACCUGGAGGAGAAGAGGGAGGGACUAAAGAGGAAACAGGACCUGGAGGAGGAACUACUGAGAGCCAAGAUCAAAGUGGAGAAACUAAAAGCUGCUCGACUGAGACACGGACUGCCAAUUCCUCUAUAACAAGCAUGAACAUGUGGCCUGCGUUAGAAACAGAGCGGCUCCGAGAGAUUGGAGAAAAAUCUGCUGAGCAAUCACACUCAUCUGUUUCAUGUUUGAGAGCUGUUUCAGAACUUGAAUUUCUUUUGGAAACAUAGUGCCUCGUACAGACACUGAAAGCCUGUUUGUUUAUUGCAGGAGAAGGCUCACGUGUUGCCAUCAAUCUGUGUUUCUGCUUGUCAGUGUUAAAAAUCUAAUCGUUCUCUCAUUGACUGAAGCGAAAACAAAACUUGUAAAUGCUCCCAUUACAAACACUGUGAUAGGCCAGAAUAGGUGAAAUAAAAGUGACAGUCCAGGUUUUGGAAGACAAUAUCAGUAGUAAUGAAUGACCAUGAUGGAUCUUUUCCUGCCCAUAUCUGCCACCAAUAUGCAUCUAAGGGGAUUUUAGCAUCAUGGUAAUAAUCUUUAUGAUCGAGGAUUGUUAGUGAGAGUGAUUCUAACAGCAUUUCAGGUAAUGAUAUACUGGAGAGUCUGCCUAGACCACAUCAGGGGUAUCGUUUAGGGCUCUGCUUACUUGAUCUGACAUCAUAAAAAUCAGAUAUGAUAAACUGAAGCUUUUCCUUUUUAGCACUUUUAGGUAACCAAAUUAGGGAUACUUUUCAAAAUUAUGAAUUUUACAAUGAAAGAAAUGUUCAUAGACCCAGCCAGGAGGAAAGCUGUCGAAGGCCUUAACAUAUGACGCUAAUGAUGACGACCCGUGUUCUGUGAGUUGCUGAAUUUACCAGGAGGGGAGUCAAACAUGUUCAAGUCAGAAAUCCUCCCUGGUUGCUGAAUUGAUGGACAGUUUAGUGAAGAACGGAGAUGUGGAAGUGGCUUUGUGAUGUUAUUUAAUGUAUUUGACUACAACAUUGAUUGUCUUGUAAUGUUGGUAUACGAGUGUUGUCAGUUUCUUUUGCAGUUUGUCCAUAUGUUCAGUUAUUUGUAUUAAAGAAAGUAAGGUUAA
Messenger RNA from Micropterus salmoides (largemouth bass), 2360 nucleotides. RefSeq names its product fibrinogen silencer-binding protein (gene fsbp). The coding region runs from base 419 to 1381 and encodes 320 amino acids. The record is from RefSeq and is a predicted model, not a curated record. The transcript is spliced from 2 exons. NCBI's taxonomy places the organism in Eukaryota, Metazoa, Chordata, Actinopteri, Centrarchiformes, Centrarchidae.